AUGUCUCUGGUAGACCAAGUUGUUCUAGCGCAACAACAAAGCACUAGCUUAGCAAUAAGCACAGUAACAACGGUGAGCGCAGCUCUUACAACAACGACUACAACCACGAACUCGGCACCAGCCCAAGCCCAGCAACGCAGCUCAGCGCAAGUUGACCUACUUAAUCCAACAACCCGUACAUUGACUCAAACGGGUAUUGAUAGGUAUAUCUGUACAAGUCAAACGAAAAUUAAGCAACAAAAAAUUGCAAAGACGAAAACCACUGACAUUAACCCUCUACUGGGAAAUAAGUUUGCGAUUCUGGACAAUGAAUGUGACAAAGAGCCGAAUGAAGUUUCUAAAGCCAAACCCAAACCGCCCCCAAUUUAUUUACGAGAGCAAAACUGUAGUGAGCUCGUGAAUAAAUUAACUCAGCUUAUUGGAGACAAUACGUUCCACGUAACGUCAAUUACCAAGGGCAACAUUAAAGAGACCAAACUUCAGAUUCUAACUGAAGAAAAUUACCGGUUGGUAACCAAAAACCUUAAUGACGAUAAGAAAAACUUCUAUACGUACCAGCUCAAAAGCAGCAAAGGACUGCAAGUAGUAAUAAAAGGUAUAGAAUCAAGUGUACCCAUUGGUGAUAUUGCUCAUGCUCUAGAGAAGGCAGGAUUCGCUGUUAAAAAUGUUGUCAAUAUUAUCAACAGAGCAAAAAUCGCUCAGCCUAUGUUUAAGAAUAACGGUCCCGUACAGUGCACAAAUUGUCAAGAAUUCGGGCAUACCAGAACAUACUAUACCUUGCGUCCAGUGUGUGUUGCCUGUGGCGACCUUCACACUUCCGCUUCUUGCAAGGCUAUCAAAGCUGAUGUGGCUGUAAAGAAAUGCAGUAAUUGCGGAGGUAACCACACCACCAAUUAUAGCGGAUGCCCUGUAUACAAAGAGUUAAAGUCUCGCAUGAAUCAGCGCAACACAGCCGUACGCUCUUCCACCACUCCAACUAGCUCUUAUACAUACCAACACCUCACGCCAUCAACCACUACACCAGGAGCCUUUUUUGCCAAUGCGCAGCGAGUACCCAACGUUUCUUUUGCCGACGCAUUAAAACUACAAACGCAGCCAAGCACGGCGAAAUCAAACUCCAAUCAAGAAAUAUUUGCAAAUAUUCAAAGGAAUAAUACUGAGCAAAUGCUGCCGAACCCACCUACUUGUGGCAUAGAAGGAAUGAUAUUGAAUCUUACUUAA
This is a messenger RNA of Rhagoletis zephyria (snowberry fruit fly), 1221 nucleotides long. Its product is annotated as nucleic-acid-binding protein from mobile element jockey-like. NCBI's taxonomy places the organism in Eukaryota, Metazoa, Arthropoda, Insecta, Diptera, Tephritidae. The record is from RefSeq and is a predicted model, not a curated record.